Agrilus planipennis (emerald ash borer) is the source of this 428-nucleotide messenger RNA. RefSeq lists its product as uncharacterized. The transcript has 2 exons. NCBI's taxonomy places the organism in Eukaryota, Metazoa, Arthropoda, Insecta, Coleoptera, Buprestidae. The record is from RefSeq and is a predicted model, not a curated record. Bases 1 to 384 code for a protein of 127 amino acids.
AUGAAACAAAGUGAAAGACAAGCAAGAGGUAUGAUGGACGCAGAUGAUGAGGAUUACAGUGCCGAUCAUCACCCACCCAUGAAGGAUCAAUCGAAAGCUACAGCUGUUGAUCCCUGGGCAAAUUAUUACGACUUCAUAAUUAACGAAGGAUCAUUUAAAUUCUGGGCAGUGUUCCAGUUGGGAACUGCUUUACUGCUCAUAUAUUCGGCAUUCGCUGCAGUAUAUUACGCAAAAUUUAACGUCUCCAGUACUGAUUAUGAUUACUAUUACGAUUUCUUCGCAAGAUCAAACAGUGGCAGAUCAGAUACUACAAGUUGGCUAGGGAUUUCCCCACAAACGUUUCAAAGGAUAAUAGACGCAAUAUCAUCAAAAAAGUACUCAUAAUGGUGGACCUAAAGUGCAAAAAUUUAAAUAAAACCUCUGCUCAA